CGGGACCUGCUCGGGGCGUUAUUGCUGCCCCGGCCCGCGGGCGGCACCGCGCGUCCCCCUUCCCGCCGCCCGAGGUCCUCCCGCGGGCAGGGGCUGCUGGACUGCUCCGGUGUGGAGGGAGGAGGGCGGGCUCGCCGCCCGCAACCCCGCUCCCCAAUCCGUCCCACCCCUGUGGUCCCUGCUUGGCGUGUGGGCACCGCGGGGCGGGCGGGGAGAGAGAGAGAGAACCCCUCCUUAUUCCCGAAGCCCCUGAGUGCCCGCACUUGGUGCGUGAGCUGCCCUCCAGGAACGUGUUUGGCUUCCUGACCGUUCUGUUUCUUCUAGUGGUUGUUCGCGGGUGUAGCUUAGUGUUAUGGGUGAUACAGAAGAAGGUAAAAUGCAGAUAGCACCAGAAACUCCAGGACGAGUUGCAAUCUUGAAUCCAUUUGAAAGUCCCAGUGAUUAUUACACUCUUCAGGAGCAGAUUGUCUCCAGUCCUUCGGUCUUUAAGUCAACAAAAUCCUCAUCAACACCAGGAAAAUUUAGAUGGUCUAUUGAUCAACUUGCUCUAAUAAAUCCUGUGGAAAUCGACUCAGAAGAUGUUCGUCGCCAAGCAAUGUAUUUGAGCCAUGCUAGAAUUGAUAAGGAGACAGAAGACAGAAGGCAAAAAGCUAUUGAGGAGUUUUUCACAAAAAGGCUCAUAGUUCCUUCUCCUUGGAUUGAACAUGAAGGCAAACAAGUUUCUCAGUUUAAUUCAACUAAAUCCAUUGAUCUAAAUAACAUUUCUCCGAUUGGAAGACAGCUAAGCUUGCAGCCUGGAAAGAGCAAUGCUGCUUGUCAGACAGUACUGUCUUUGCCAGUGGAUAUUAAUUUAGAGAAAAUACUAGGUGAAUAUUUUAGAACUGAAGAAUUUGCAGAUCAGUCUCAGGAAAAUCUAAGCUCUUCAUCACUCAGAAGAAAGCUGUUUUUAGAAGAAAAUGGAAGUGUAUCUGCAUGUUUGUCCCCUUCUCUGCAUAGUCCAUGCAGUAGUCAGCCACUUGGAGUGCUUUGUUCAAUAGAAUUAUCUCCAGUCCGGUGCAGAAGCCCUCUGGACACAUCUAGUUCAGGUCAGUUUUCUUCAAGUCCUAUUCAGGGAGGAACAAGAGCUUACAGUCUGGGAAGUAUAACCAGUCCCACAUUUUCAGAGGGGUCUCCUGCACGUAGUGGUUCUCCUACUUUUUCACCAAUUGCUUUUCACAUAAGAAAAACACCACUCUCAGACCAAAGAAAAUUUACAUUUCGGUCUCCAGAUAUUCCUUCUUCCUCAAAUAGAAUGACACCGCCAAGUACAAGAAGUCCUUACAUAGAUGGUUGUUCUCCAAUUAAAAAUUGCUCUCCUAUGAGGCUUGGAGCUUGUAGAGGGACUGCCCAGUAUCAGACUUCUGUCAUUAGAAUACCAAUUGCAGUUGAGACUCAUGAUGAGGAUGAGGAAGACAAGGAAAAUGCUUCUCCAGCAGAAGCUCGGUUCCCAGAAAUGGAUAAUGGAAUAAACUUAUGUCAGGAAGACAGUGAUACUUUUGCACAUGGUACACAUCUUGUGGUAGCAACUGUGUCUAUUGCACCAGAUCACUCAGAGGCUUGUCAUCAAAGGUUGUCAUCAUUUCAGGAUAUAGAAGGCUUAAAAGAAAAUAAUACUGUAGAUAUGGCUGAUGCAGCUGAAGCGUCAGAGGAAAACACUUGGAUAAAAGAAACAAUUGGCAAUAGCAAUACACCAAUGACCAGCUUUAUGACAGGCAUUACUUUCAGUAUUGAAAGCUCUCGGAUGUGCAUGUCACCUCUUGCUGAAAGCAGUGCAAUUCCUUGUGACAACAGUAGUAUUCAGGUGGACAGUGGUUACAACACACAGACUUAUGGAAACAGCAUUAUGGAUACUGCGGGGGCUGAAAACAGCUGCAGAGAAAAUGAUGUGAAUACUGUAGUUUUUCAGAAUAAAUCUCAGAUGCUUAGAACAAAGGAGUGUUCUGUUUUAAGCCAUAAGGACAAUCAGUUGCUGAGAGCAAAAUCUCCAGAGACGCAAUCCUGUUUCCAAAAGGCAAAACCACAUACUACAAUAUUUGGAAAAAAUGCAACUUGCAACAUUUCUGCUUGGAAACAUAAAAAUGAAAAUCAAGGUCAGGGAUUUCACAAAACUGCCAGUGAAAGCAGACCUCUGUUCUACCGAGAGUGGAUAUGAAGCAAUCAUCACAAGCUCCUGCUAAAUUGUUUUUCUUCUGGUUAAAUUUCAAUUUUACCACAUGACAAUUUUGUAACAUUAUUGAAGGGUAAUAUGGUUCUGUGAAUUUUGUGCCUUACCUUCGGUUCUACCAAGACCAUCCGCAUUUUCUGAUGUUGGAUGUUGGAAUCAUCUAACGUAAUGUUCACUUUAACUUUAUCAAAUACAUGUAAUGUUGUGUCUUCCACAGUAAGUGAUGGUACCUGAAAGUUCAUAUUUUGUAUAAAUACUUGCAAUGUCUUAUGUUUUUAUAGAAAUAAAUAUUUUUGUAGGAAAAUUCAAUCUUACAUGUAAAUAAAAAUGGUCACAAAUUAGUGCCAUAAUAUCUGGUACACAUAAUUAGAUAUCAACAGUAUCACAGAAACCUGUUUGUCAGAACCUGUUUAUUUAGACUUACAAAUACUAUAGCAGCACUACUACUAUGGAUUAAUAAACUUGCAUUUAGAAAAACCUCUUGUACCCUUCUAAAUCCAACUACAAUACACUUUAGUCAUUCUGCUCAAUUACCAAAUAAAAAAAUAAAGGUAUUUAAGAGCAAACUUUAAGAAUAAUAAGAACACA
Molecule: messenger RNA, 2791 nt
Organism: Pseudopipra pipra
Lineage: Eukaryota; Metazoa; Chordata; Aves; Passeriformes; Pipridae
Gene: BORA
Product: BORA aurora kinase A activator
Exons: 13
Coding region: 353-2191 (612 amino acids)
Biological process (GO): activation of protein kinase activity; regulation of mitotic nuclear division; regulation of mitotic spindle organization
Cellular component (GO): cytoplasm; nucleus
Molecular function (GO): protein kinase binding
Source: RefSeq, a predicted model, not a curated record